AUGAAUUCUUUAGGACAAACUACACAAUUACCUAAUUAUUCUUGUAGUGAAAAUAAUGUUUCGAUUCAGUUUACAUUGUCCUCAUCAUCCCAUUCAGCAUGGAAUCAAACAUCAAAUUGUUCUCUACAACAAUGUGAUAUAAGCUCGAAUGGUAGCAACAGUUUUCUUUCAUCAUCAACACCUUGCUUUGAUUUUCGAACAAUAAAUAAUAUUAGUUAUUGUGCACCUGGUAUUUUAUGUUCAAUAUUAGAAGCAUGUGAUAAUAUUACACAAACAUGUUCAUCAAAUAAUUCAAUAUGUGUUAUUAAUUCAUGUUGUUCACCACAAGCAGUAUGUUUACCAGUCUCAGCAACACAAAUGUGUGAAAGAGUUGUAGUAAUUUAUAGCUAUGUUAAAUAUGAUUUCAGCGAUAAUGUUGAUUAUCAACGUUAUACUUAUUAA
This is a messenger RNA of Adineta steineri, 441 nucleotides long. The record is from the annotation of a GenBank genome assembly. NCBI's taxonomy places the organism in Eukaryota, Metazoa, Rotifera, Eurotatoria, Adinetida, Adinetidae.